Messenger RNA from Carassius carassius (crucian carp), 597 nucleotides. RefSeq names its product zinc finger BED domain-containing protein 4-like. The record is from RefSeq and is a predicted model, not a curated record. The transcript is spliced from 3 exons. Lineage: Eukaryota; Metazoa; Chordata; Actinopteri; Cypriniformes; Cyprinidae. Bases 1 to 597 code for a protein of 198 amino acids. Gene Ontology annotation, cellular component: nucleus.
AUGCAUAGCUUGAUGGGAAGACCAACUCUGAAACUGAUACAGGAGGUUGACACAAGAUGGAACAGCACAUUUGACAUGCUACAGCGCUUGUAUGACCAAUGUGAACCAGUGGCUGCUGCACUUUCCAACUUAAACAAUGAUACUGCUCCCCUGACAAGUAUUGAUUAUGACAUUAUUGAACAAUCAUUGUCAAUACUGCAACCAUUCAAACUCGCAACAACAGAGAUGUCAGAGGAAAAGAGAGUGUCUGCUUCAAAGCUUAUACCACUGUACAGGAUGUUGCAGCACAAGCUUGCACAGAAAAAAGGAAAUGCAACGCAGGAAUCAACUGUUCAAUUAGGCUCACAUCUGCAAGAAGGUCUGCACUCCAGAUGUGGAGGUUAUGAGAGUUUUAGAGCCUUGGCACUGGCUACACUGCUGGACCCAAGGUUCAAAAAUGUGGCAUUUGGAAAUGCUGCCAAAGCCCAGGAAGCUGAAAAGCAUAUCACACUGGAGUGUGCUUCACUGAUGCGUUCAAACACAAAUCCUGAGCUUGCUGAGCCAACACGUCUGCAUCUUCAUUCCCCUCAAUUCCCCUAUGAGCUGGAAUCCACAUAA